CUUCGCGAGGAGCAGAAGCGCGCCUACGAUAUCAUGUGCUGGCACCUCGACCGCAGGCUGUCAGGGAGACCCCCACAGCCCCUACACAUGAUCGUCUACGGCGAGGGUGGCACUGGGAAGUCCCGCGUUAUCCAAACGGUGACAGACCUGUUCAGGGACAGGAAGAGGUCCUACCUGCUCAUCAAAGGCGCUUACACCGGCGUCGCAGCAUCUCUCAUCGAUGGGAAGACUCUGCAC
Schizophyllum commune H4-8 is the source of this 237-nucleotide messenger RNA. RefSeq lists its product as uncharacterized. Gene Ontology annotation, biological process: DNA repair; telomere maintenance. The record is from RefSeq and is a predicted model, not a curated record. The annotation marks the transcript as partial. Gene Ontology annotation, molecular function: DNA helicase activity. The transcript has a single exon. NCBI's taxonomy places the organism in Eukaryota, Fungi, Basidiomycota, Agaricomycetes, Agaricales, Schizophyllaceae.